UCUAUUUAUUUAUUUUUAUAAUAUGCAAGAUGUAUUUAUUAUUUAGUAUAUUAUGUCCCAAAAAUUUCACCCGGGUUAUAUUUUCUCAAUUUUUUUUUACUUUUAAGUUACAUUUGAGUCUUAAAUUUUUUAUGGGAAACAUGAUUCGCCAGUUGCAUUUACCACCAAUUUGCAAGAGAAAUGAAGGUAAUAAUUGCAUGGACAACUCUUUUCGUAUGAAAUGGUGGUUGAGAAUUUGUGUUCAUCCCUCCGACAAACCAAACAUGACGAAUCAUCAGAAACAAACAACAUCGGUGCUGAUAAAUCAAGGGGAGUCUACAAGACAAACAUACAUCUCCACUGCACUAAUCUUGCACCCAAUUGACAUGGGACUUUGUUCAAAAUUGCUGCUGUUAACUUUCUUGAGUAUUUCUGUUAUCCAUGGGGGGGCUCAUUGUCCAUCUUCUUACUGUGGAAAGAGCACAUUAAGCAUACACUAUCCAUUCAGAUUAGACAACCAAAUCUCCACAACUGAUUGCGCCUAUGUCAAUCUGACUUGCAACAUGACUCAGAGCACAACCAUUGUUAACCUUGAGAAUUCAGGUGAUUUCUACGUGCAAAAUAUCGACUAUAUUGAAAGAUACAUACAACUCUCUGACCCUGGCAAUUGCCUCACCAGAAGGCUUAUGAACUUCAGCCUUGCAUCUUCUCCUUUCAAGGCGGAAAACGUCAAUAAUUACGCCUUUUACAUCUGUCCUUUGGAUCCCCAGGUUUUGAGUCAUCAUGUUUACCCUAUCGGCUGCUUGAGCAACACCACUAAUAUAACGAUAGCCACUCGUCAACUGCCAAGAGAAUUCCUGGAAGGCACUUAUGGCUGCAGGCAUAUUGGCACUUGGCAAAUUCCAGUUACUCCUGACCAGCUUGAUUAUGAUGGAUACUAUGAUGAAGUUUUCUUGUUCUUGACAUGGGAUGUUGUUGCGUGCAAAGAGUGUGAAGGAAGUGGUGAUCAAAAAUCAGAUGAAUCGGGAGCUAAGUCACUAACCAAAAUAGUUGCAAUGGCCUCAAGUUUGCCAGUUCUUAUUAUUACUGCCUUUAGCUGCUUCUCAGUUUUUUGCUUGCAUUUAUUGAGGAUGAUCAGAGAAAAAUACGAAGCUGAUUCAGCUUCAGCAGCAGCAGCAACUUCGACCACCACGCCAACUCCUCAAACCACCAUGGUCACCAUUAUGCCACUCCCAUCCACCACUAGUAACACCGGUCUCGACGAGUCCAAAAUUAUGGCAUGUACAGAAAUAAUUGUUCUUAGUGACAGUGGUGAAACCAUCCCAAGUGGUAAUAACAACACAUGCUCGAUAUGCUUAGAAAACUACUGUGAGAAAGAGACAAUACGGAUCAUAAGUAAAUGUGGCCAUUGCUUUCAUGCUACCUGCAUUCAGCAAUGGUUAGGAAAGAACAGCACUUGUCCUGUCUGCAGGACUUCUCUUUCUGAUGUUGUCUUGUAACACAAUUCAAAUUUUCAGUAACUCCUGGUGUAAUUUUUCAGAAAGAGUUAUACUAAUGACUUAUC
Messenger RNA from Sesamum indicum (sesame), 1543 nucleotides. Lineage: Eukaryota; Viridiplantae; Streptophyta; Magnoliopsida; Lamiales; Pedaliaceae. The record is from RefSeq and is a predicted model, not a curated record.